This is a messenger RNA of Rotaria sp. Silwood2, 267 nucleotides long. Lineage: Eukaryota; Metazoa; Rotifera; Eurotatoria; Philodinida; Philodinidae. The record is from the annotation of a GenBank genome assembly.
AUGACUGACGAUGAAAUUGUGACGCACGAAUGGGCUGUUCAUAAUCGUGGAAGUCUUUUGAAAACUAGACAUUUUUCAUCAACUUCCAAAAAUCGCUCCGUUGCUGAAGAAUUUGCAGAUGCAGUAAUUGAAACUCCGGAUAAUAUGCGAAAAAAUCGUGUUCUUUUCAUAUUCAAUUUUCCCAUACAAUGCGAUCAAGCAAUAAAUUUAAGUCAAAUAUCUGACACACAACCGUGUCUAUCAGAAUUCGAUUUUCUCAAUUACUGA